CGUAGUCACAGUCCGACAACCGACGAGAAGCCCAACUUCACUUUCGCUUGUCUAUUCGGAUUUUAUCUUCUUUUUCUUCAAAUGGAUAAUUUUCAUUCGGGAAAACUAAUCAACUUUAUUUGAAAAGAAUAAUUAAGAAGGAAAUUAUGAAUUUUAAGUAGUAUUGCCGUAUCUGGAAAUGAAUGUCUUUGGAGAGUGGUUGUUUCUUCUCUGGACGAUAAAAGCGUCAUAUUCGUUGUCGACUGACCACAUCUGUACCAGAACUGAAAAUUACACGGUCACUUCGAUGGAAACAUACGUACAACCAGUAGUCGUAAACACAUUCACGUGGUGCCUACAAGUACCACCGAGAUGUCCUAGAACACGAACAGAAAUGAGACAACGAUAUCGAAUAAAGUCGGAAAUCAAGACCAGGAAGGUGAAGGAGUGCUGCGAGGGUUACAAACUGGAAAUUCGUGACAAGAAGGACGGUGACGCGAGCUGUGUGCCUUUUUGCGAGAACUGCCUCGCGGGUACUUGCAUUUCACCGAACAAAUGUCAAUGCGAUCCAGGAUAUCAAGGAACGGAUUGUUCGAAAGACUAUUUUCUAGAAUGCCCUCCAGGAUUAUGGGGCGUGCAGUGCAUGGAGAAAUGCGAAUGCGCCGAAGAUGUUAUUUGCGAUUUCAGAAAUGGUACUUGUUGCCCAUCAGGUUUCUGGGGACCAAGAUGUGAACAAAAUUGUCCACCACAACGCUGGGGUCGAGGAUGUAAAAACUUCUGCAACUGUAAGGGACAUAUUAACCAUUGCCAUCCUGAAACCGGACACUGUACUUUCACAGUUACCGACAUACAUUCUACAUCUAAAACCACAAAUGCAGUUCAAUUAUUAAGUACGAAAAUCAUAGAAUUCAAAAAAAGAACGACGGACCUUUCUUGGACGACCGACCACGUCAUGGAAGAAGGAUGGGAUAAUUAUGUUACACCAUCGAGCACGGAUAGUAGUUUCGAAAACACGAACAGCGAACCAAUCUCUCAAACGGAUUCAAAUGUUAAAAUUAAAACGCAUAAUCAAGAAAAUGAUAUCACAAGCACCAGCACGAUUCGACCGUUGAUCGUCCUUGUCUCUGUUCCGGAACGACAAAAAACUAUCUUGACAAAAGAUCGAAGUAAGUUCGCAUUAAAGGAUACCUUUUUGAGACAUUUGGAGGAAAAGGGAGAACUUCGUGAUGACCUACCACUGAAAACUGAUUAUGUUGAAACUAUUCAUAAAGAAAAUGUUACACCAGCGGCAUCAAUCCGAUUGGAUGUCGCGUUGAUUAUUAUCGCAUCGAUCAUAUUUCUCAGUCUAAUGUCAAUCGCAAUUAUGACGAUCAUACACACAAGGACGAAACUUUUUGAGACAGUACGACUUUCUAUCUACAACGACGAAAAGGAGAAGAAUAGUGAGCAUGAAAGCGAGAAGCAACGACCACCCAAAAGAAUUUCUACGAUCAUUGAUAGUGCUCUACCUCAUACCUGUACGUACGAAUCCAGAUUUCUUCUCAAAUUCUGAACAAGUCGGUACAAUCUUACCAGCUGGUAUAAACAUCGAACCCGUAAAUAGUUACGCUAAUGGCACCGCAACGAUCGGCCUUCGAAUAUCCGGUCAUCUUCGUGAGCUGCUGCAAGAAGAUCAUUAUGACAGGCCACCGACGACCUUGCUACGCCUACACACGGAUUUCGAGUCGAACGGCGAACACCUCUAUGACGAGAUUCCUUUGCAAUCGACGGGCUUCUGCGAGCGUAAAAGCACGUGAUCA
Vespa mandarinia (Asian giant hornet) is the source of this 1778-nucleotide messenger RNA. RefSeq lists its product as uncharacterized. The record is from RefSeq and is a predicted model, not a curated record. Gene Ontology annotation, cellular component: membrane. Gene Ontology annotation, molecular function: protein binding. NCBI's taxonomy places the organism in Eukaryota, Metazoa, Arthropoda, Insecta, Hymenoptera, Vespidae.